AUGGGGCCUUAUUGCAAGAGUUCCUCAGCAUCUUUCUCAUCUUUGUGCCUGUUUUCUCUUAUUCAUUUCUUGUGCUUCAACUUGGCAGCAGCCUCUGCCAUCCACAAGAACAAUGAGACAGAUCGGCUUGCAUUGCUGGACUUCAAGGCCAAAAUAAGUGACCCUUUUGGGGUCAUGCGCUCAUGGAAUAACAGUCUUCACUUCUGCCGGUGGUAUGGUGUCACUUGUGGGCGUAGACACCAAAGAGUCACAACGUUAGACCUGCACUCCCACAAACUUUCAGGGCCCAUAUCACCACAUGUUGGUAAUUUGAGCUUCUUAAGUGUGUUGUCUCUUUAUAAUAAUAGCUUCAGCCAUGAGAUCCCUCCUCAGAUUGGCCGUUUAAGCAGACUGCAAACGUUGUCUCUUUAUAACAAUUCAAUUGACGGUCAUAUUCCUCCUAGCAUAUCUAACUGUUCAAACCUUCUUUUCUUUUAUUUGGAUAACAACAAUCUCGCAGGCGAAAUCCCUGUGGAGCUUGGUUUCUUACCAAAGCUCCAAGAGAUCUAUUUGAAGGAGAAUAAUUUAAUAGGUAGCCUCCCACCAUCUUUAGGGAAUCUGUCGUCCCUUCAGUUUCUUGCUGCAUAUCAAAAUUACUUGAACGGAAAUCUCCCAGAAACCUUAGGCCAAUUGAGAAGUCUAUGGUUCUUCUCAAUUUUUCAUAAUGGAUUUUCGGGUACCGUCCAUCCGUCCAUCUUCAAUCUUUCUUCGAUCAAGGAUUUCAGCAUUGCUGAAAACCAAUUCCAAGGGAGUCUUCCCUUGGGCAUUGGAAUAUCUCUUCCAAAUCUUCGAAGGUUUGCUAUUGCUGAUAACCAAUUCACUGGCCCCAUUCCAACUUCAAUUUCUAACGCCUCAAAUCUAGAAAUGCUGGAUCUAGCCCAAAAUGAUCUCAGCGGAAGAGUGCCUUCUCUUGACAAGUUGCAUAGACUUUCAGAAUUGGUGAUUUCUGUCAACAAUUUAGGAAGUGGGAAAGCUGAUGACUUGAGAUUUCUUUCCAGUUUAACUAACGCCACAGCUUUAAAAUUCCUAGAGAUAGGCAGCAACAACUUUGGAGGGGAACUUCCUCAACACAUCGCCAACUUUUCAAAGGAGCUCCUCCAAUUUGUCAUACAAAACAAUCAGAUAUCCGGAAACAUCCCAGUUGGAACACAAGUUCUUGUUAACUUGGAAGUUUUCGUUGCAGACAGGAACAAACUCUCAGGUACCAUUCCAUCAGGCAUUGGACUGCUUCAAAAUCUAAGAAAAAUUUACCUUGGAGGCAAUAAUUUAUCGGGAUAUAUUCCAUCAUCUCUGGGAAACCUGACAAAUUUACUUGAAAUUGAUUUAUCUGACAAUAAUCUUCAAGGUACCAUCCCUUCCAGCCUAGGCAGGUGCAAAAACUUGCUCGCACUAGAUUUUUCUAUAAACAAUCUUAGUGGUCCCAUACCCUCACAAGUUAUUGGACUUUCCUCCUUUUCAAAAGUUCUUAAUUUGUCUCUGAAUAAUUUGUCUGGUUCUCUUCCCAAAGACGUAGAAAAUUUGAAAAAUUUAGGAAUCCUUGACCUUCAUGAGAACAUGUUGUCAGGGGAGAUUCCCGUAGAAGGAGUUUUCAAGAAUUCUAGUGCUACCUUUGUGGCAGGAAAUAAAAAUCUAUGUGGUGGCAUACUAGGCGUUGCAUUUUUGCUUAUUUCUUUGCUUUUUUGGCGCCAUUUAAGAAAGAGAAAAGGAGAUUCUGUAUCACUAUUUGAUGGAAAUCCAUUAUUGAAGCUGUCUUAUCAAAGUCUGCUCAAAGCCACUAAUGGAUUCUCUUCAGAUAAUUUGAUUGGUAUUGGUAGUUUUGGAUCUGUGCCAAGGACUUUAAAUGUUAUCCAAAGGUUGAAUAUUGCCAUCGAUGUUGCUUCUGCGCUUGAGUAUCUUCAUUAUCAUUGUGGAACACCAUUUGUUCAUUGUGAUCUAAAACCAAGUAAUGUCCUUCUCGACGAAAAAAUGACUGGACAUGUAGGUGAUUUUGGGUUGGUAAAGUUUCUUUCUACUAGGAUGCUUGGCCAUUCAACAAAUCAAUCUAGUUCUCUUGGAAUAAGGGGAACUAUCGGAUAUUGUCCUCCAGAGUAUGGUGUGGGCAAUGAAGUAUCAACACAUGGUGACACAUUUAGUUUUGGAAUACUCUUGUUGGAGAUGUUCACGGGAAAGAGGCCAACCGAUGACAUGUUCAAAGAGAAUUUGAGCCUUCACAGUUUCGUCAAAAGAUUUUUGCCAGAACAAGUAAAAGAGAUUAUAGAUCCCAAUCUUUUUGAAGCGCAACUCAAUGCACAUAGUAACUACAAUUUUAGGAAUAGCGGAAACGAUAUAUUCAUUGAAUGCUUGAUUUCAAUAUUAGAAAUUGGAAUCUCUUGUUCUACAGAAUCACCACAAGAGCGCAUGAAUAUAAGUGAUGUUGUUGCUCAGCUCUCUUGCAUUAGAAACAAACUUGUUGGAACUCAAUUACCAAGGGGGGGAGAGACUGUAAGUGCACUUCAAGUAGCAGGUACUCAAGAUUGAUGACUCUGAUGCGGAAUGCCUGUUGAUUACCAUGAAGCAUAACUUGUUAUACCUAGUCUAUGUAAUCCUUAUAUAUGUUUGUAAUGAUGCAUCUUUCUUAGUUAGUACUGUGUUUCCUUCAUGCAUAAAAUGUUUUUCUUAUUUUAACCCUUUACACCCCCAAGAUGAGAACUCAUUAAAAAAUAUUGCAGUAUCUCUCACGUUUAUAUGAGAUCCACCUCUACAAUUUCGAAUGGAACUCAUGUAUUUGUAAGCGUAGGAUGUACCAAACAGAUUCUCCUUCAAUUGCAUCUAUGAUAAAACUUCAAGCA
Molecule: messenger RNA, 2867 nt
Organism: Hevea brasiliensis (rubber tree)
Lineage: Eukaryota; Viridiplantae; Streptophyta; Magnoliopsida; Malpighiales; Euphorbiaceae
Product: putative receptor-like protein kinase At3g47110
Exons: 6
Coding region: 1-2556 (851 amino acids)
Biological process (GO): protein phosphorylation
Molecular function (GO): protein binding; protein kinase activity; ATP binding
Source: RefSeq, a predicted model, not a curated record